Molecule: messenger RNA, 950 nt
Organism: Melanotaenia boesemani (Boeseman's rainbowfish)
Lineage: Eukaryota; Metazoa; Chordata; Actinopteri; Atheriniformes; Melanotaeniidae
Product: zinc finger protein 3-like
Exons: 3
Coding region: 444-950 (168 amino acids)
Biological process (GO): regulation of transcription by RNA polymerase II
Molecular function (GO): DNA-binding transcription factor activity, RNA polymerase II-specific; RNA polymerase II cis-regulatory region sequence-specific DNA binding
Source: RefSeq, a predicted model, not a curated record
GAUAAGACAAUUACCAUUCUGAGCACAACAUGUAAAACAAUAUAAGAAAUUUAAUCACAACUCCCAUUUAGUCUCCCCGUAAAAUUUAAUGUCAGAAAGUUACAUAGUGAGUCUUUAAAUAUGCUCUAAAAUGCUGGAAUUUCAUGCCAUGAAUGUAUACAUCUGGAGCUACGUUGGUCUACAGCUCACAAUGUUGCCUAAAAAUAAAAGUGUAAAUUCGGUGGCAGUGACAGAAAGUGAGGACGUAUCUUAGCAACACCUUGAUGUGACGACUCUGCUUCACGCUUAUGUUUAAAAGACUUCUGGAACUGGCCUCAUCUGAACUGGUUUCCAUGGAAAUCCUCAGUCCACCAGUCAAACUUCAGUACGUUCUGACCUCUGUGACGAAGCUCAGAAACCUGCAGAUUGACAGCAUUUUACCCCACAAGCGAGCAGAAUAAAAGAUGAAGGAAGAAGAGGAGGAAGUUUCAAUUGAGGAGAAAAACCAUCAACUGUCUUCCCUGCCAGCAGAAAAUCAAUAUGAAGACAGGCCUCAUGAUGAAGAGGAAGGUGGCCCCAGUGAAGGACUGUCGGCUCAUCAGACCCCAACUGUGGACAAACAACACCGCUGUGAUUGUGGAAAAUCCUUCAGGUGGCUGUACAGGCUGAAGAUACAUCAACGCAUCCACACCGGAGAAAAGCCGUAUGUCUGUGACCGGUGUGGGAAGAGUUUCAGCCGGUUGGAAAGUCUGAAAGUACAUCAGCGCAUCCACACCGGAGAAAAGCCGUACGUCUGUGACCGGUGUGGGAAGAGUUUCAGCCAUUUGGGAAGUCUGAAACACCAUCAGCACAUCCACACCGGAGAAAAGCCGUACGCCUGUGACCGGUGUGGGAAGAGUUUCAGCCGGUUGGGAAAUCUGAAACGACACCAGAGCAUCCACAGUAAAAAAACUCUUCUCCCACCUCUGUGA